Molecule: messenger RNA, 771 nt
Organism: Pichia membranifaciens NRRL Y-2026
Lineage: Eukaryota; Fungi; Ascomycota; Pichiomycetes; Pichiales; Pichiaceae
Exons: 1
Coding region: 1-771 (256 amino acids)
Cellular component (GO): membrane
Source: RefSeq, a predicted model, not a curated record
AUGGCUGUAAAUGGAGGAACUCAUAGCUCACACCAGAUAUCAAUCACGCUAGGAACGAUAUUCUGCGUUCUUGCCAUAGGCCAUUUUGCCCUAAUGUGGUGGCUGAAAACAUGGAUGAUGGUUUUCAUAAUAGCGGGAUGCAUUUUGGAAGUCACAGGAUAUCUCUCUACUGCAGCAGGCUACGGCACACAAUCCGUACAGGUAAUCGUUGCUCCCAUUUUCUUAUCCACUUCUGUCUAUAUGUCAUUGGGGACCUUGAUAAAGAGGAUGGAUGUCAAAGAUUUCAUUCCAUUCCGCACUGCAUCUUUCUGUUUUGUGUUGGGGAACGUAGUUUCAUUGGGCCUUCAGAUUGCAGGGGUCGUCUUGGGAAAAGUUCAAGAGGACAAAAGCUUGGGAACAAGCAUUACCAUUGCAGGUCUCGCUGUACAGUUGGUACAAGACCUCGCUUUCUUUACUACCACUAUUGUUGUUCACAAGAAGUUUUUGAAAAGCCCCUUUUUCGAAAGCGGUAAAGGAGUUUACGGUUGGAAAAACUACCUCAUGACACUUUACAUUCUAACCAGCUUGUUCUUUGUUCGAAACUGUUUCCGAAUAGUGCAGUUUGGCAUUGGUUGGAACGGAUAUGUCGCCAGACAAGCUGCCUUCGCUUACACGCUUGACGGCCUACUAAUGGUAAUAGCCAUGACGAUGAUCCUGUUCAUUCAUCCGGGCUUGGUGUAUAGUAGACUUAAAGCUGACCCCCUGCUAGAACACACCAGCAAUGAGCUAUAG